AUGACGCGCGCACAACAAACCAUCUCGUUUGCGCUCCUCGUGAGCUCUCUCUACCUUUGCCUCUUCCUCGAGCUUAUCCCUCUGCCGGAAGUCGUCCAGCGCGACAUUAUCCCUGUGCUUCCCUUCUGGUCCCUCGUCACGCUGGGCGCGUGGCUGCUCUUCCGUCUGGGCUGGGGUCUGCUGACGUUCCGCGACACGCCCGAUGCGUAUGCAGAGCUGAUGGAGGAAAUUAAGAUGGCGAAGGCGGAUUUGCGAAGCAAGGGAGUCGAUGUGGACUAA
Messenger RNA from Thermochaetoides thermophila DSM 1495, 279 nucleotides. RefSeq lists its product as uncharacterized. Gene Ontology annotation, biological process: GPI anchor biosynthetic process. The record is from RefSeq and is a predicted model, not a curated record. Gene Ontology annotation, cellular component: dolichol-phosphate-mannose synthase complex; endoplasmic reticulum membrane. The transcript is spliced from 3 exons. NCBI's taxonomy places the organism in Eukaryota, Fungi, Ascomycota, Sordariomycetes, Sordariales, Chaetomiaceae. The coding region runs from base 1 to 279 and encodes 92 amino acids.